Molecule: messenger RNA, 1812 nt
Organism: Suillus subalutaceus
Lineage: Eukaryota; Fungi; Basidiomycota; Agaricomycetes; Boletales; Suillaceae
Exons: 8
Coding region: 80-1555 (491 amino acids)
Source: RefSeq, a predicted model, not a curated record
CACAUGACUUCAGUUUCUAAAGUCUGACCAAAGUCUUGACACGCUAAACAUCUUCUACUUCUUCAUAACUUAGCUCUAGAUGCUGCCUGUGACUGUGGAGGAGAGCAAGGCUCAGCGUCUUCAGAGACAGCAGGCACGAUUUAGGGAUCGUGGAGGUGCAUUUGUUCCCUCGGAAAAGAAUGCCCUUAAAGAUAUUCUGUUGGCCCGCACCGUCUCUGGAGAGUCCCCUUCAAAAGUGGCCACGAGGUCACCCUAUCGCCACCGAAGCCGUAGCGCAUCUCCAUCAAAGGCCAAACGCAACAAGGCGGCCAGUAAAGCCAAAGGGAGUCCUAUCAAGGGCAGGGCUUCACGCUUAAAAACCAACACCGAGGCGCCAGCGGGCUUGUUCAGUGGAAACGCUGCGGCAGGUCCCUCUAUUGAGUCUGGAGGCAAAAUAUCGAAGGCGCAGACAAAGAAGAAAGCAGGUACUACUACCCGCAAGGGUAAAGGAAGUGCCAAAGCUACUGACGGUAACGAUGUCUCAGAAGCAGAAACAACCAAAGUCAAACCUGCUCCCAAACGCCGAGGACGGCCGCCGAAAACCAAACCUCAAGCUAGUGACCUUGAUAUCGACGCUGAUCCUGAACCAUCAAACCACAAGACCCGGACGUCAAAGGCAAAGGCACCCGACAUAUCUAAAGUCAAAGCCAAAUUGGCGGAGGAGCCUCGAUCAGAUGACGAAGGCACUCUAGUAGAAGCUCCCCGACCAAAAACACACUCCAAACGCAAGCCCGUUAUCGUCACGAUCGAAUCCGAUGAUGAGGAUGCGCCCACGCCUGACAACAAACCUGCAACCGCUGAGCCUUCCGCGAUUCCGAGGACUGCUCACAAACGGCCCUCCGCCAAAGAUGCUCCGCUUAAUCGAGCACAGGCCAAACAACGCACAGAGAAUCGUAAGGAGCACCCGGAUGAAGAGCCGACACAUGCUUCCUGGACGCGGAAACGUUCAAAGUGGACAGAAGUCAAUGAGAAGCCUCCUAAUUCAGUGAAAACAAAAACUUAUGGAUCUCUGAUCGUUGAUAUCCCCAUGAAGCAGUCUGCCACUAACCCCAAACGCAGCGCACCUGAUGACGAUGUUAGCGGAGAUGUGAAACAACCUCUCAAGAAGCCUAAAGUGUCCGAAUCUCAAAGCACUAAAUCUCUGCUUUUAUCUAACUCCAUUGCGGUAUUGAAACCUGAUGCGGAAGACCCUGCUAUCAAGAAACCUCAUUCAGUUAUGAAACAAGACACAAAGAAGAAGGAGCGCCCACCGGAAUCGGAUGACGAAGACCACAUGCCUAAGAAACCUGUUUCAAAGAAGGCAAGAUUUGAUGAAGAACCGAUGCCACGCGUGCAUAUUUCCUCCGAGAAACAGAAAGAGAACGCCCUUCCAUCGAGAAAGCCGAGGACGGGGAAGCCCAACUCCAAGCCCAAAUCCAGAGGUCCACCCAAGGAUGUUCUAGAUCGCAUCAAGGCAAGCGCCACAUUACAUCGGAUCGACGAUAGCGAGCCGGACCCGCUUGACUGCCUGUCAUGACCACGUCGAAUACUGUUCGGUCGCGAAGAAAUUUGCAUCAUGUAUCAAUCAUUUACGUACACUAACACACCAGCCAACCUAUCUUCAGCAGUGUUGUCAAUAAUAUUCGCUUUGUCACAUUUGUCACCACUGAUACACCGGAAAUCUGCUGCUCGGUACACCUUGUAGAAUGUUUAGGCGCCGGGCUGCGGUUCACACUUUAGAAUCAGGAGGUGGACUGAAAUAGUCGAAUGUUGUCUGAGGGGCCUGAAAACUUC